Lasiosphaeria miniovina is the source of this 942-nucleotide messenger RNA. RefSeq lists its product as uncharacterized. The transcript has 2 exons. Lineage: Eukaryota; Fungi; Ascomycota; Sordariomycetes; Sordariales; Lasiosphaeriaceae. The record is from RefSeq and is a predicted model, not a curated record. Bases 1 to 801 code for a protein of 266 amino acids.
AUGACCAACCAGCCUGGAUCUUCUGCCCGGCCCGAGAAGGAGCCCUACUAUGGCCCUAAAUCGUUCUUACAUGCCGAUAAAGUCGAGAUGCGUCGCAUAAAUUGGGAGUUCUGGCCCAAAGCCAGCAAGACAGAUGCGGAGGCAGAAAAGGCCGUCGAGAAGGACGGACUUCGUCCGGAACGAUCCGUCGCCGAGGUUGAGAGACGGUGCUCGCCGGGCUGCUCGUUUGAGCAGCUGAUGGAAGGCAAGCACAUGCUGGACACGAUCUGGGCUGAUCCACGGUUCUCAAUGUCCCUGCCACUUUUCCGGGAUUCAGGUGUCGAUCGAUCGAGACUGUUGGAGAUAUACCUGGGUGCUAGGGCUGAUCGAGGGCUCCUGCGCUGGGAUGGCAAGGAGGGAGGAUCACUCUCGGCAUGGAUGAGCAGCCGCUUCGCCGAGAACUACACGCGCGACGCAGCCACGCUCAAGACGAUACCCGGCCGCCCUUGGAUUGUGCGAAUGCGGCUUUCCAACACCAGCAAGCUGCGUUUGUAUCAGGACCUGGCCCGCUUCAAGGUGCCAAGAUAUCAGGUCGCCGAGGACGCUGUGGAGAAAAGCCCGCAGUAUGUAAAGCGGGGCUACUACUACAGCUGUGUCGCUGUCGUCAAGCUUCGUGACCGAGACACGGCGGCCGACACCUUGCGGCUGUACUCGAAAAAAUGCACUCGCUUGAUCUUUGAUUUUACCUUCCCUUGGUCCGAAGAGUGGCUCGUCGAAGACGGUGGCGAGUACAUGCUUUACUUUUUCCGGUCCAGCGCCUAAGAUACGGAGGCAUGUUUGCGAUAUGGGGUCAAGUCGACGCCGGAUGCAAGCUUGGGGGGCCUUGGGAGUGUGCACCACAUGGGCUGGCAAAACUGGCAUGGCAAAGGGGGGCAGCCGGGCGAGAUGGAGUGGUGAUGGAGG